Messenger RNA from Lingula anatina, 1182 nucleotides. RefSeq names its product pancreatic triacylglycerol lipase-like. Lineage: Eukaryota; Metazoa; Brachiopoda; Lingulata; Lingulida; Lingulidae. The record is from RefSeq and is a predicted model, not a curated record. Gene Ontology annotation, biological process: lipid catabolic process. Gene Ontology annotation, molecular function: lipase activity.
AUUUGGUAUAAAGCCGGAUCAGUUUUGCAAUCGGCGGUCAGUAUACCCUGGGACGUUAUACAAUGCUGCACCUUACCCUGUCUGCGCUAUGUCUCUUCUUCCUGUGCGCCUACGGUCAAAGUGACCUGACGGUCCAGAUAGGCAAGGGGGACUCCCAGGACUGUCCUCGUGCCGCGUGGACCACCGCCACCUUCAAAAUUUUCACCAGGACCAACACGAGAGGAUCGUGCAUAACUCGUAAAUCCAGGACACUCCAGUCUGCCAAGUUUGAUGGUUCCAAGAAGACGUAUUUUUUCGCACACGGUUGGUUGCAAUCUGGUACCGAUGACUUCAAUGGACCGCUGGUGCAGGCCUUGCUGAGGAAGGAGGACGCCAAUGUUAUCGUCGUCGACUGGAGCAGCGCAUCCCAGAACAUUAAUCUGUUGUAUUCCUCGACCUCUGCCCAUUUCGUUGGUGGCGAGGUGGCGGGAGUGAUUAAAUCCAUGAACGGCCUCGGUCUGAGUCCAAAGAACACGAAUCUGAUUGGUUUCUCUUUGGGGGCCAAGAUCAUGCAGGUGGCCGGUAACUCCCUCGCCGGUGACGGCAAGAAAGUAGCUAAUUUCGUAGCCCUGGAUCCAGUAGCAGCGUCCUACAAAGGGGCAGCAGACCUGGUACAGGUGGUCCACACUAGCGCCAUCUCCCACCUGUCCUCAGGCGACAUAGAUAUCUUUGUCAACAAGGGAUUUGUCAGUGUCAAUCCAGUCAGAUCCCACAACGUGGCCAUAGAUAUCUAUACCAAGUCGAUAGAGGGCGGCUGUGGGUUCUCUGCAUGCGCUGAAAAUGAUUCCAAAUCCUGCAAUCGUCUUGGCUACGGCGUCAGUGCCACAGGUGCGAAGGGCAAGCUGUACAUGACAGUGACGAGCGCAGAGAAGUUUUGCUGAGCUGCGACAUAAAAUAUUAUCUUGAUUAAUAUAUCCGAUGUAGCAGCCUUGGGAUAAAAAGAAUUUUGUUUAUUUUAAGGAAAAAGACCAAAAACCACCGUAUAGGCAUUGCCCAGUGCUAAAAGCGUUACGGCUAUACAGUAGCUAUAAACUCAGUACAGCGUCUCAAUUUAUUUUUUGCGAUCCUUGCAAUAAGACAGACAUUGCUGUUUAAUUUAUUACUUCUUCGUGAAUAAAAUAAAUAAACGUUAAUGAUGCAUGA